UUUAUUCUUUUCUAACCAGGCUCCUGAACUCUUCACACCACGCCAUGCUUCCACAGCUUUAGAAAAUGCAAGGAAGAUACUAGUUGGUCCUUUGGGAAUGAAGACUUUGGACCCAGCUGACUGGGCUUAUCGUGGAUUUUAUGACAAUACGAAUGAUUCUGCUGAUGGGAAAGUGGCUCGAGGAUGGAACUACCAUCAAGGGCCUGAAUGGUUAUGGCCAGUAGGAUAUUUUCUUCGUGCCAAAUUACACUUUGCAUUAGCUGUGGGUGGAAAAUUGGAGCUAGAAAAAGCCAUUAAGUUUGUCAAGUCCAUUUUGUCAAAUCACUUCCAAGGAAUUCAAAUCAGCAAAUGGAAAGGUCUACCAGAGUUGACCAAUAAAGAUGGAGCAUUCUGUCCAGGUAGCUGCCCCAUUCAGGCUUGGAGUCAUGCCUGUCUUCUGGAUGUUCUGUAUGACCUUGACAAGAUCUAUGCCCCUCUAAUUGGUCCUAAUCUUGUUAAUGGCAGUGUUAACUGAGUUUUUAGUUAAUAAUCCAGAAACAAGGUUAACAUCCUUGCAGAUGAAUUUCAAAUAAAGUAGUUUUUCUUAUUGCUGUGAUUCUUUUUAUUAUUAAUGUAGUGGCCAGUUACACUUUUUAUUAAAAUAAUACAGGUUGUCAUCUUUCCCAUGUAAUUCCAAAUCUAGAUAUUAUUGAGGAAAGCUUUUGGACAAAUUUGUUGCCUUAAAUUCUCCCUUUGUGUUGUUUGAAUUUCAUCGCAAAGAAAAAAAUUGCAUUGGAUGAAUUUACGAGUUUUUCAUAGAUACAAUUUGUCUGGAUUGUUUCGGGUAAGAAUACUUGAUGUAGAAUUUUAUGUAAAAGUGAGCAUUUGAAAAGAAUAAUGAGAAUAAUAAUAAUUCUGAAUAUGAAAAAUAACAUUGUUAAGCAAUAAAUUAGCUUUUUUAUGUUGAUUUUAAUUAAUCUGUAAUAUUUCUUGUAUUUUAAUUAAAACAUUUAAGGAUAGAUUUCUGUGGUAAGUGUUAUAAGGUUCUGUAUGAGGCCUCAACUAAUCUCCCAUAAGAUGUGCUCUUUAUUCAAAAGUACAAGAGGUUUAGAUUUUCUGUUACUUGUUUUUGAGUCAAAUAAAAAUUAUCUGGAAGAAAUUAAGGUAUACCCUUCUCACAGAAUAAUCUUGUGUAUAAAUUCAAAACUUUGUAAAAAUCAAAUUAUUUGCUUUCAAGUAAUGUUUUUUAUCACUACUAUUUCAAAUUCUUUCUUUGAAUAUGUAUUUGAGCAACACUCUGUUAUUAGUAACUAUUUUUAAAAUACAAUUAAUGAUGAAAAGUAUCAAAUAUGAAAAGAUUGUUUGAAUCUGGCAUGAGAAUUUUAUUCUGGUGUCACAAAGUUUAUUUUUGUUACUAUCUACAGAUUAAUUGUAUAUUGUCUCUGUUUUAUUAUUUCAAUUGACUCUCUUACAUGAUACAUAUAUGAAGUGAUACAGAGGUAUAGUUUUGUAUACUGAUGUCCCAACAUACUACUAUAUCCACUUUUAAAUUUGAAGUUUAUUACAAAAGUAUUAAGUUGUGUAGAAUUAGGUUUGUUCAAGAAUUAGUUGCAAGAUUUAAAACACGUUAAAUUAGAUAAUAAAUGAAUUAAUGACAAAUUAAUUGAAAAUUAUCCAAUCACUGAAAUUAUAUUUAGUUCUCUUAAACUGAUGUUAAAAAUGGAGUUAUUCUGGUUGUGUGAUUAUGAAAUGUCACGAUUAUUUUACUGUAAUUGAAUUUAUCAGAUAUAGAUUCAAUUUAAUAUGAUAUCAUAACAUUAAAUAUAUUCCAUCCCAACCAAUUACGUAAAGAUCUUGAAAAUUUUCCUGUUCUAGUUACACAAAGAAACUGCUGAAUUGUUUUGACUAGGAUAUUUUUGUUAUGCAUGCACAUCAUAUUUUGAGAUAUGUUAAUCUUUUGUGGACUUAUCUCUGUGUUCUAAUCUUUGUUUUUUUCAAGAUGGUUGAGCAUGUUCUUAACAUUUAGUUCUAGAUCAAAUUUCAAACAAACUCAAAGAACCUUGUUGAUUUUUUCGUGGUUUUUACAUGUAAGUGUUUAUAUCUUGUCAUCACAUUAUUAUUGAAGAGUAGUAAUUAUAUAUAUAUAUAUGCCUUUUAUUCUUAAUUAAAUAUAGAGAAAGUAAAAGUGCCCAACUAAAUCAUGAAGUCGCAGCAAUCAAACCAUAUUAAAAUUUUCAGUAUAAAACAAAAAUAUCUUAAGAGCUUAUGAGAAAUGCUAGAUAAACCUGUCAUUCAAAAGAAGUUUUGGGUGGACUAUUGCAGUUUAUAUUCAUGUGUUUGAUAGCAUCAUCCACCUGUUUCUGUUUUCAUUUAUGGAAAACUCUUUGAUAUGUUAGUUUGGGUCCUCCUCAGGUGUUAAAUAAUAAAACCCUUUACUAGUAUAUCAAAAUGUUAUCUUUAAACAAAAUCAAAAGAAAUCUGAUGAAGCUUAUUCAAUAGUAUGUAGUUAUAAGAUGUGAAAAUGUGAACAUGUUAAUUUUUAUAGGAAGACAUUUUGAAGAAGUGUUCCUUAACACAUAUUUUCAAUUGCAAAAUUCUUAAACUAUGCAUGUUUUUGAUGUUUUCUGAGAUUAAGAUUGAAAUUGAACAGUUAUUUUACAAUGUAUAAUAUAGUUUGUUUUAUAACAGAUAUUCAAUUUUCUUUUAUUAAUAUUUUAUCCAAUCAAAAAUAAUAUAGUUAAUCAAAAUAGAAAAAAAUUUAAUUGUUAGAAAAAUUAUGCUCUCAAAUAAUAUUUACUUUGCAUUAAUUUUUUAAAUCAUGUGUAACCACGUGUAGUUUAAUAGGUUUAAAAAAGCUGUAAAUAUGCAAAGUCAGAUACAUAUUGAACAAUUGCAUAUUUCUCUUUUAUUGCUAAAGGAUUUAUGAUUCAUAUCUAAGACCCCAUUAGAAUAUUUGAAAGACUUUGGGGGGAGGGGGGACUUAAAAAGUAACUUUUGACUUUUUCAUGGCCUUUUCAUAAUAAUGUUUAUAUUUUGCAGUCAUGUUAUUGUGAAAAAGACUAUAUGCAACCUUUUUUUUUGUUUUAUUUUGCCUGAAAAUUAAGGUUAUUGUCAUUUUUAAUUUUCAGGUAUUAUUGGCUAUUUUUCUUUUAAAAAAAAAAAGGUUUAACAUGAUGUUUUCUCAUUAUAUUUGUACCAUUAUUUUUGUGUAAAAUCCAAAUUGACAACAAUAAAAAUAAAGUUUUCAUAUUUGAGUAGAUCCAGGUUAAAAAAUACUGAACAGAUACCAUUAAUGGAAGUUAUUUCAGUGAUCAAUAAUGGAUUGUAGUCUAAGCGAGAAGUUAAUUUAUUAUGAAACUAAGGGCUUUUUAUUUUCUAUUUUAACUAUUCAAAGCAUCAUCAUGGAGUAAUAAGACUAACUGAAGUGAUUUAAUAUAUUGGAUCAAAAUGUUUGUCAAUAUUCAGAGUUUGACUCUGGAUUUGGCUUUGUUGUUCUCACUCUCGGAAAUUCUACUAAUAUUUCCAGAAUUUUUAAAAAAUUUUUGUUGGGUUUUAUUUAUUAUUAUUCAUUAAUAUGCAAUUGAUAGAAUGGUAUGUUUGAAGAAUUUACACAGAUAAUAACAAAUGCUUUUAUUUUUGUAAGUUCAUUGUUUGCCAUGAUAAUUUUUAAGAUUUAGAGCAAAGUGUGGAAAAAUGUAUUUUGAUAUAUUGAACAUUAAAAAAAUCUUAACAAGCAUUUAUAUUAAGGCAAGAGUAGGAGGUUUGUGUUCAUAAUCUCAUUUUUUUUAAGGUCAAGACAGAUAUAAACAUAUAUAAACAGAAAUAGGUGUUUCAGAUACUGGGUGGUGUCUGUGGUCUGUGAUAAAAAGUGAAUAAAUGUCUUUUGACUAAUUGUAUGACCAAAAUAACUGAUAGUCUGAUGUGACAAAUAGUUUACUAAGCAAAUAGAUAUUCAAACAACAAAUAUCUUUCAAAUAAAAAUUAAACUUUAGGACAACAGGUAAAUACUACAUAGUUACUUUUCCUCAUGUCACUUGGUAUUAUGUAUGAAAGGAAAAAUAAAACGUUGAAGAUUGGUUUUGGAACUACAAGCUUUUCUCUAUAUGGUAUGCAAAUAUAAUAUAGUGCUAAAUCAUUAACAAUCCUAGAAACCAAUCCAAACAUCAUUCCUCAGAAUUUUUUUAUACUUUUGUUAGCCUGUAUUAAUACUGCUCAUAAAAGCAAGUAAUUCAGAAUCAUUACUAAAUAUUAUUAUUUUGGAUUUCAAAUAAAUCUAAAGAUUAUUGUCAUUUAGUUUGUCUUGGCAAACUUAUUUUUUUAAGUUCUGAUUUGUAAAUGAUGUUUUUUUCUUUUGCACAUAAGAGUAUGUUAAGAAAUCCUAUGUGAAGGUCUACAAAUAUUCACUGCAUUGAACAGUGAAAGUUCACGAGUAUAAUGCAACUACCACAUGAAAUCAGAAGUCUGCUAAUUUGUUUACCAAAUUUUCACUGUAGGAUAUAGUUAUUUUAAAGUAAUAAUGAUUUAUAAAGGUAAAUAUGAUUUGUUUUUUUCAAUAUUUAAACAUUUAUCCUACUCAUAAGGUUCCAGCUGAAAUUCCUAAUUGCAUUUUUUCUUUUCUUUGUCUUAAGAAUAAUAUUGAUGUUACAUCAAAAACUUGUAACAGAAUGUGGUACAAGAUAUAUUGUUAUUGCUUAAUUAUAAUUUAAAGUUGAUUCUAAAGUAGUUAUCUCCCCUUUUAUGAAACUGCAUUUGUGAUGCUUAAAAUAACAUUUUAGCUGGUUGAUUAAAAUUCAAUCCUUAAUUUUAUUGCAAAUCUAAGAGAUGUGGUACAACUAAUAUUGGUGUACCAAUUUUUCAGGCAGCAAUGUUUUUAUUUUCUAGCUUGUCAGUCUAAAAUCUGUGUUUUGUAAGAGCUAAAAUACUCCAGCCUAUGUAUUUAACUCUGAGUAGAUCAUGUUUCAUGUGCCUCUAUGGAAUGCUUUUUUGUAUGGUGUUUCAAUUCAAAGAACAGAAACGCAAUAAACUUACGUUUUAGGCGUACAAA
Messenger RNA from Limulus polyphemus (Atlantic horseshoe crab), 5023 nucleotides. Its product is annotated as glycogen debranching enzyme-like. The transcript has 3 exons. Bases 98 to 514 code for a protein of 138 amino acids. The record is from RefSeq and is a predicted model, not a curated record. Gene Ontology annotation, molecular function: 4-alpha-glucanotransferase activity; amylo-alpha-1,6-glucosidase activity. NCBI's taxonomy places the organism in Eukaryota, Metazoa, Arthropoda, Merostomata, Xiphosura, Limulidae. Gene Ontology annotation, biological process: glycogen catabolic process.